Messenger RNA from Opisthocomus hoazin, 699 nucleotides. RefSeq names its product clarin 2 (gene CLRN2). The record is from RefSeq and is a predicted model, not a curated record. NCBI's taxonomy places the organism in Eukaryota, Metazoa, Chordata, Aves, Opisthocomiformes, Opisthocomidae.
AUGCCUGGCUGCUUUAAACAGACUUUAUUUGCCUUGGCUUCUCUCGUCAGUUUUGUGUCUUUCAUCCUGAUUGCUGUUGCAAUGGGCACCCCGAGGUGGAUGACUGGCAAGACCCUUUGCAAAACGGGAGCCGAUUUGGUCAAUGCCACAGAUCCAGAGCUGGUCAAGUUCAUUGGAGAAAUUCACUAUGGGCUCUUCCGGGGCGGCAAAAUCCGCCAGUGUGGGUUGGGCGGGCGCCGCUCCACGUUCACGGUUUUCCCACACAUGGUGAAAAAGCUGAAUACAGGCCUGCACGUAAUGAUUAUCAUGUUCCUCUGUGUGGCCAUUUCCUUUUCUCUGGUCAGUUUUGGAUUCUGCAUUCUUAACGCAAUAAAAGUUCCUUACCGGGCUAUUAAAGGUCCAGCAGGAGUAUGCCUUUGGAACUUCCUUGCAGGUGGAUUUAUAGUACUUGCAGUCACCAGCUUUAUGGCUGCUGUGAAACUUCAUCACCUCACAGAAAGAAUUGCCAAUUUUCGGGAAAAUGUCUUUCAAUUCGUUAUCUUAGAAGAACGGUUUGAAGACUGUUUUUGGCUUUGUGUGGCAAGUGCCACAGCACAUGCAGUAAAUUUGCUUCUAAUAGCUAUUAGUGUGAUUCAUUUCCCUAAAAUUAAGACUAAAACAGAAGAAGUAAAUGUUACAGCAGAUGAUAUCAUGUACUAG